Molecule: messenger RNA, 1751 nt
Organism: Mauremys reevesii (Reeves's turtle)
Lineage: Eukaryota; Metazoa; Chordata; Testudines; Geoemydidae
Product: neuropeptide FF receptor 1-like
Exons: 5
Coding region: 150-1445 (431 amino acids)
Biological process (GO): G protein-coupled receptor signaling pathway
Cellular component (GO): membrane
Molecular function (GO): peptide binding; neuropeptide receptor activity
Source: RefSeq, a predicted model, not a curated record
CUCAAAUCCAAAUGACUUAAAGAAUGGAGUGAGCUCUCCCUCACCAGCACGGGAUUUUAAAUGGGAAGUUGGUAGCUUCUUCUGCCAGCCUGAAAGGAGGAUUCCAUCAACUCCUAGAGGACACAGCUGAGCAAAAUCCUUGCCAGGCCAUGGAUGGCCCCGGGAUGGAGUCAGAAGGCAGAAUCAACAAGACGAUCUCUUCUUUAAUGAGCCAUAAAAGGAACUUGACAUAUUUGCCCUACUACCAGCACUCCCCACCUGUUGCCGCUAUCUAUAUAAUCUCCUACUUGUUUAUUUUCGCCUUGUGCAUGGUUGGGAACAGUCUGGUUUGCUUCAUUGUGCUGAAGAACAGCCGGAUGAGAACAGUCACCAACCUCUUUAUCCUCAACCUAGCCAUCAGUGACCUGCUGGUUGGGAUUUUUUGUGUGCCCACCACACUCGUGGACAAUUUAAUCACAGGCUGGCCCUUCAGCAAUGGAAUCUGCAAGAUGAGUGGGCUGGUUCAGGGCAUGUCUGUGUCCUCGUCUGUUUUCACGCUGGUGGCGAUUGCUGUGGACAGGUUCCGCUGCAUCAUUUACCCCUUUAAAUCGAAGCUCAGUCUGCUCAAGGCCCUGAACACCAUCGCGGUCAUCUGGGUCCUGGCCAUCACCAUCAUGUGCCCUUCUGCUGUCAUGCUCACAGUGGUGCAGAUUGAGGAUCACUACAUGGUGUACAAUGACAACCAGAGCCUGGCUUACCCCUUGUAUUCCUGCUACGAGGCCUGGCCCAACAGCGAGAUGCGCAAGGUGUACACCACUAUCCUUUUUGCCCACAUUUACGUGGCCCCGUUGACCCUCAUCAUGGUCAUGUACGGUAGGAUUGGCGUCAAACUCUACAGGUCAUCGGGCCCGGUGAGCAAGCACAGGGUGGAGAACCAGGAGUGCUGCAGUGCUGCUGUCUCCAGGCGGAAGGUCAAGGUAAUCAAGAUGCUCAUUCUGGUGGCCCUGCUCUUCAUGCUUUCCUGGCUGCCCCUGUGGACGCUGAUGCUGUUCACAGACUACACCAAGCUGGAUGACGACCAGAUCGACCUGCUGACGGGCUACAUCUUCCCCUCUGCGCACUGGCUGGCCUUCUCCAACAGCAGCGUCAAUCCCAUCAUCUAUGGCUACUUCAAUGAGAACUUCAAGCGGGGCUUCCAGGCAGCCUUCAAGUUCCAAGUUUGCUCGGAAGAGAUAGGGCAUCACGGGGCCUAUUCGGAGAAGGUAAUGGGCAGCACCAGUGGCUUCAGCGCUCGCAACAAGAUCUUCACGGACAGGGAAUCCUCUGACUCCGUCUGCCUCAAGAACCUGCAUGCCAAAGCCCCCUGCCCCUUGCAGAAUGGACAGGCCCAGAAACAGGGACUUCACCUGCAGGAUAUUGAUAAAAUCACCCCUCUGAACAAAGUCUGCAAAGCAUGGGAUGAGUGAGACGGCUGGCGAGAUGGGAAUACUGUCUCUUUCCAUUUGCAAACUUCACUUUUAUUUGUUAUGGUGAUGCGUGUGCAGUGAGGAGUAUUUUCCCCUCAGGCCUGGUACCUAGCUAUUCAUGUUCUGUUUUGUAAAUGCAAAAUGAAUCGCAUGGAGCUGCUGUUCAAUAUUCCUACUGAUGCACAAAUAUCUGUCAAUCGCUUUCAGUGUAUAGUUGAGGCUAGCUGUCAUAUAAAAUGUCUAUGUAUUAAAGCUACAACUCCAUGCAGAGUUUCCUUGGCUUGCAAUCAGAAUGUGAUUCUUUUG